CUGCUCUCCUCAUCUUGGCGCAGCGCAAGGGGAGCUUUUUUUCCUUCGUCUCAAACGUCUCUCCCCCCCCCCGCGAUCCCCGAGAGAGCCGCACAGGCAUCAAAAACAAUGGGCAACCGAGACGACGAGUACGACUUCUUGUUCAAAGUCGUGCUCAUCGGAGACUCCGGCGUGGGGAAGAGUAACCUGCUGUCGCGCUUCACGAGGAAUGAGUUCAACCUGGAGAGCAAGAGCACCAUCGGGGUGGAGUUCGCCACCCGCAGCAUCCAAGUGGACGGCAAGACGAUAAAGGCUCAGAUUUGGGACACGGCUGGACAGGAACGCUACAGAGCGAUCACCUCGGCGUAUUACCGGGGGGCCGUCGGAGCGCUCCUGGUGUACGACAUCGCCAAGCACCUGACGUACGAGAACAUCGCGCGCUGGCUGAAGGAGCUGAGGGACCACGCCGACAACAACAUCGUCAUCAUGCAGGUCGGGAACAAGAGCGACCUCCGCCACCUCAGGGCCGUGCCCACCGACGAGGCUCGCGCCUUCGCAGAAAAGAACAGCAUCUCGUUCAUCGAGACGUCGGCGCUGGACUCCACGAACGUAGAGGAGGCGUUCAAGAACAUUUUAACAGAGAUCUACCGCAUCGUGUCGCAGAAGCAGAUCGCGGACCGCUCCGCUCACGACGAGUCCCCGGGCAACAACGUGGUGGACAUCAGCGUCCCGCCGACCACCGACGGGCGGACGGGCAACAAGCUGCAGUGCUGCCAGAGCCUGUGACGCUCCACCCACACCCGCCUCCACGCCGCCUCACCCGUGCACUUUUUUUUUUGGUUUUGUGUCCGUUCCCGUCGCUCCGCUCACGGCCAACUCCCUUUUCCACUCCUCCUUUUUUUUUCCUAUUUCUUUAUACGUACAAUUCUGUUUUCUGUAAAACUUAUGAACUCACUCGUGCGCUUCUUCUUCUUCUCUCCUUUUUUUGUUUUUGGUUGCCAUGAAUUAAAACUUCCGAGAAGCCUUUAUGUCACGCGGAGUCAAUGUGAAGGUUCCUGCGGUCUCAAUGGAGCUGGUGAAGUUCUAAGAUGAACUGAAACUUUGCUUUUGGGAGGUUUUGAGAAAAUAAAAAAUAAACUAUUUCAGCGGCUGCCACUAGGUGGCGCUGUGUAAAUAAACCACAGGUAGUUCCUCCAGCCCGGCUGUGUAGUAUUGUGCUUUUGACAGCUUGGUUCCUCCAACUCUUAUCUUUUCAUCAGAUAAGUUAUGCCAAAAAAUGUCAUCGUGUAUUUAUUGAGCUGUCAUUGUUUUACUUUAAAUUUAAAAACUGUACAAAUUUACAAUAAAACUCUUGACAAAAGUAAA
Messenger RNA from Pseudoliparis swirei, 1344 nucleotides. Its product is annotated as ras-related protein Rab-11B-like. Bases 109 to 765 code for a protein of 218 amino acids. The transcript is spliced from 5 exons. Gene Ontology annotation, biological process: regulated exocytosis; constitutive secretory pathway. The record is from RefSeq and is a predicted model, not a curated record. Gene Ontology annotation, cellular component: recycling endosome. NCBI's taxonomy places the organism in Eukaryota, Metazoa, Chordata, Actinopteri, Perciformes, Liparidae. Gene Ontology annotation, molecular function: GTP binding; GTPase activity.